AAUCUGCACCAUGUUUAUUCUAUGGCACAUCGCUGGGAUUAUCUUGGUUUGAGAAGCAUGGUUUGGGCAGUAACUUAGUACCUGAGGUCUAGUUCACAGUGCCUACUUUUCUCAACACAAGACCUCAGGGAUGAAAAUUAUGACUGAGGCACUAGGAAUAUGUGUCAUACAAAAAGUACAGGCAGUAUUACCAGUGAAGUAAAGAGUGUCCCAGAGAAUUUAGGUCUAAAAAGUGCCUAAGGGCUUUAGUUAUUGGCUUACGGUUAAGCACAUAUGUUUCUCUGUAAAAUAAUGGACUAAUAUUCUUGUGUAGCUUAUAAAAACAUACGAUAAGUGAUCAUAACAGGUAUAUGUUAAGUGUUUCUUCUUGGAACAGUUUACUUAGAUCUGGAAGUUAGUAUUGUGCUGGCAAUGUUUUGGUUAAUACUUCACGGUAUAUUGCAUUCAUGGAGAUUCAUAGUACACAUUAGCCUUAUUAAUUAUCCUGAGAAGUCUUAUAGGUUGAAACACACAAAACACCCUAACUUUGUUUUAAUACUAGAUCCCUAGAUUUUAUUAUAACAGGGAACCUAGCAUUCUGUGUUUGGGAAACACCGUAACAUUCUGCCCUUCUGUAACCCGUUGUCAUUGAGCCAACUCCGAUUCAUGGCAACUCUAUGCGUGUUAGAGUAGAACUGGGCUCCAUAGGGUUUUCAAUGGCUGAUUUUUUGGAAUACAUCGCCAGACCUUCUGAGGUGCCUCUGGGUGAACUCAAACUGCCAACCUUUCUAUUAGCAACCAAGCAUGUUAACUGUUUGCACCACCUGGGAACUCUCUGUACUUCUGUACUACCCACAAAUUCUCUACAAAUUCUAACCUUUUUAAAAAUGGCUAACAUCUAGGAUGUAUGAGGGGCUUGAUUUGACGAAAAGGGAAGCAGCAUAGUAUAGUGGUUAAAGCACAUAUGUUUGAAAUCAUAUUGUUUAGGUGUACGACCAUGUUCUAACCGUUACUAGCUAUGUGACCUUAAGAGAACUACUUAGCUACUCUGUGCCUCAGUUUCCUCCUCUGUAGCUGUCUCAUUGUACAGUUUAGUGGAUUAUUCAAGAAAAUAAAUGUAAAGCACUUAAAAUACUGGCUAAAAUACAGUAAGUGGUCAAUAAAUAUUAGCUGCUGUUAAAAAUAAUGGCUAGCAUUGUAAUUGGAGAAGCUGUUUUAUGAAACCUUUUUUUUUCCAUGUAGCAGUUGACUGUUCUUUGAAAAAUGUAUUGCUGUAUGUGUCUGCUUUUACAAAAUGAAUCACUUUAUAACCUUAGCAGAAUAUAAAAUUGGAAAAUAAACAAAGAUUCAAAAAAUAAGCAUUUUGGGGGGAUAUAUAGCCAUAGGGUUUUGGUUAUAUUAAAACAUACAGCAGAUAACAUUGACUGUACUUGUGUUCUUCCUAAAUUAAGACUUCAGGUAAGAGCAGCAACAUCUUUACUUGUAAAAUGCAUUUGCUUAUCACAUUUAUAGUGCCUGUAUGGAGACCUUAGAUGCAAUGGUUUAGCUAUAGGAUUACCAAUAAAAUGUCUAAGAGUAAUUUAUAUGAAGAAUGUAUUGAGGAUGUUCUAGAUAACUUUAUACCCUGCUUAUGAUCUCAAGCUUUACACUGAAUUAUUUAUUAUUGCAUUGAGUUAGCUAUUUUGCUUUUGACAGAUCAUUUUACACGACAAUAUUGCUGCUGCCUAGGGAAAAAAAUGUCUCUUCAGCAGUCCUAAGGACCUCCAGAAAGGGUAAUUUGAUUCUUAAGACAGGAUUUUGACUUGCGCUGGUGGUUACAAGAAAUUUCUGUAUGAUGCUGAGAUUUUUUUUUUCCUCAAACAAUCCUAGAUACUGAGUGCAAACUUGCUUUUCACCUUCUGUAUACUUAGUAGGUUUCUUCCAGAUAUUAUUUCUUUAGCAUUUAUUGAUUUUAUUAUUAACUGUAUAUUUUGGUCAGUUCAUUUGAUAAUUUAAAAGAAUGAUAUUUCUGAAAAUAACCUAAGACAUUAUUUUUUUUAAAAGGACUUUUAGUACCAGGUCAUGGGUAGUAUAGGGCAGGACUAAUUGGGAAGGGACAACCCAGAAUGGCUAAAGCAGAAUGCAGUCUUGAGAAGAUAGUCAUGGUUGGAAGAAGACUGGUAAUUAGUACAGAAAAUAUUCUUUGGCCUCUGGGGCAAUGUCAUGGUCAGAAUCUAGAAUAUUGGCCCAAGCCAUAGGUCAUAAAUAAAUAGGAUAAAGAGUAGGAAUUGAAAACUUAAUACUCAUUGUUACUUUUAGUUGCUGUGGAGUCAGUUCCGACUCAUGACAGCCCCAUGUGUGAGGAGUAGAACUGCUCUAUGAGGUUUUCAAGGCUCUGACCUUUCAGAAGCAGAUCACCAGUCCUUUCUUCCCAGGUGCCCCUGGGUGGAUUUGAACCACCAACCUUUCAGCUAGUAGUCACGUGCUUAACUGUUUGCACCACCCAGGGACUCCUCAGAUACCCAUAGAAGUUGGCAGAAAAUGUAAAUGAAUAGUGAACAGGAGUAUCCAUCUUUUGUGUAUAUGAGGCCUUCUAUGUUGUUUAAUGUUGCUGAUGAUAGCUGCUAUUCCUGUAAAUAUUAACAACGAUUUUUUUAAAGCCAUUUUGUCUUUUUUGAUUUCUUAGCUUGUAUCAUUUUUAUUGUAGUCUUUCAAAAAAUACAGAAGAAUUGAAGAAUACUGAAAUGAUCCCUUAUAUACCCACUAUCUGUAUUCAGCUGUUAACAUUUUGACAGAUUUUAUGGCUGAUUAAUUUACUAAACCAUUUGAAAGUGAGUUAUAUGAUGCCUUACUGCUGUAUACUUGGAGCAUGUACUUCCUAAAAAUAAAAAAUUCUCUUCCAUAAUUGUAAUGCCAUCUUAUACACACCCACACACAUAGACACACUUAUAUGUUAUGUAUGCUCUGGAAGGACAUUGAAGAGUACCCAGGAGAUGCUGAUAGAUAACAAAAACAAAAAAUACCUCUGUCUUCUGUUGAUUAUUUGCUACAACAAAUAAGGCUACAUUGAAUCUGGCUCAGAGUAGAAAUGAUCUUUACUGCUACAAUUUCUGGACACCAUCCGUCUAAGUUCCUUCAAAAAAAAAAAAAAAAGUUUGCUUUCACAACAAGGCUCACAGAGGUAAGGAGAAUAUCUCCUGAUUGAGAUGGAACUCAGACAACCUAAAACUCUAAGCAGGGUCUUUAUUAGGCAUGGGGAACAGAUCCUAAUAGGAGUAAGUCAGUCAUCUUUUGGUUCGAAUUUGCAGGUAAAAUGACAGGGCAUGUGCCUAGGCAAAAGCCUAGCAUUACUAUGAAAUUUUAGUAGGAGGUCUGGAUAUUUGGUCAUUUGUUAAUAUGCAUCAUGGCCCAUUUCAGUAAAAGGGUAUUUAGAGUAUAAAGAAAACCGAAAACCUAAAAUUGAGUAGUCCAACCAACCUUAAAAUUUCCAGACAUUUGGAAUGUCCUAUACUAGCAGAUUUGUGCAUAUGAACUCAUACAGAGAAUACAAAUGUGGAUUUUAUGUCAGUUAAUGAGAGCUCAGUAUUGGGAUUUUUUGCUUUCACCCUGGAAUAGUUAUAAAAGAUGUAUACAUAUAAUUACUUUUUCUACUCUUCUGUGAAAGACUUCCAGUAUUAUGGUUGCUUUCCCUUUUUUAAAAAAUUGUUUUUUUAUGGAGGUGAAAUAACAUAAAAUUAACGACUUCUAAGUGAACAAUGUUAUGCAGCCACCACCUCUGUCUAGUUCCAAUGAUUGCCUUCCUUUUCACUCUCCUUUUAAAAUAAGUUAUUUUCCUCUUUUGCACAUUUUUGUCCUUAGAUGUAUUGACUGAAGUUUAAUGAGGGGAAGAUAGGAGAAUUUUAUGCAAAGAAUGGAAUUAGCUCAUAGCUUAUUGCUGAAUGAAGAAGCAUGCAGUCAACUAGGUGAAGUUCAGAAGGUGGAGUUUAUUUUUGAGUGGUUGAGAUAUUUGGAGAAGCUCUUGCUAGCAACUAGCAGGUGUGAUGUAAGGGAGAAGCAGAAGACUCUUGUUGAACAGCUUCUAUCUUUGUUGAACAGCUCCCCGGGGCCUCCUACCCGAAAACUCCUUGCUAAGAAUCUAGCCAUUCUUUAUAGUAUUGGAGACACAUUCUCUGUUUACGAGACAAUCGAUAAAUGUAAUGAUCUUAUUCGUAGCAAAGAUGAUUCUCCAAGUUACCUUCCCACUAAGCUUGCUGCUGUGGUAUGUUUGGGUUCCUUGUACAAGAAAUUGGGUAGAAUAUUGGUUAACACCUUCGCUGAUACAGUGGGAAAUAUUCUUAAAGCUAUGAAGAGUGCAGAGUCUCAAGGUAGAUACGAGAUUAUGCUAAGUCUGCAAAAUAUAUUGAAUGGACUAGGAGCUGCUGCUACACCUUGCCACAGGGAUGUUUAUAAAGCUGCUAGAUCAUGCUUAACAGACAGAUCCAUGGCAGUUCGUUGCGCUGCUGCAAAGUGUCUUCUUGAACUUCAGAAUGAGGCUGUCUUUAUGUGGAGCACAGACCUGGACAGUGUGGCCACACUAUGUUUUAAGUCCUUUGAAGGUUCCAGUUAUGGUGUGCGCAUUUCCGUUUCAAAGCUGCUGGGGACAUUAUUGGCUAAAGCUAUAAAUUCUGUACAUCCAGGAGCAGCAGCCUCACGUCAAAGCAUUCGCAAAGUAUCUCUGGAGGAAGUUCUGGAAUUGCUAGGAACAGGGUUUCUACGUGGGAGUUCAGGAUUUCUUCGAGCCAGUGGAGAUAUGCUGAAAGGAACCAGUUCAGUCAGUAGGGAUGUUCGAGUUGGAGUUACUCAGGCUUAUGUUGUAUUUGUUUCAACACUCGGAGGAGCUUGGCUAGAGAGAAAUUUCGCUGCCUUUCUUUCUCAUAUCCUAAGCCUCGUGUCACAGUCGAACUCUAAAGCCACCCAAACCCAGAUUGAUGCUGUCUGCUGUCGCCGUUGUGUUUCAUUCAUCCUUCGAGCUACUAUAGGAGGCCUUCUUGGAGAAAAGGCUCAAAUUGCUGCUGCCAAGGAUAUUUGCCAGGCCAUCUGGAAACAAAAGAAAGUUGUAGAUGCCGUAAUGAGUGAUGGUAAUUUGGAAGCCCAGCUUGGAUCCACAGAUGUAGCAGCCAGCCAGAAUAUGCUGAUAUGUGCUUUACAAGAACUUGGAAAUCUUAUACACAGUCUUAGCACCACAGCUGCACCUUUGCUACAAGAUUCAAGUACAGGCAUUCUUGACAGUGUCAUUUCAGUUAUUCUUCAUCCUAGCAUAUCCGUUCGACUAGCAGCAGCUUGGUGUUUACACUGCAUUGCUGUGGCGUUACCUUCCUACCUAACACCACUCUUAGACCGUUGCCUUGAACGACUUUCUGUACUUAAGUCUUCCCCCGAAGCAGUGACUGGCUUUAGUUUUGCUGUGGCAGCUUUGUUGGGAGCAGUGAAACAUUGUCCUUUAGGAAUUCCUCAUGGAAAAGGCAAGAUUAUUAUGACAUUAGCAGAGGAUUUGCUGUGUUCUGCAGCUCAAAACAGUCGCCUUUCAGCUCAGCGCACACAAGCUGGAUGGCUGUUGAUUGCCUCUCUGAUGACAUUGGGUCCUGCAGUUGUCAGUCAUCACCUUGCUCGAGUUCUGCUGUUGUGGAAGUGUGUCUUUCCAGCAUCUCCUAAAGAUCUGGAAACAGAGAAGAGCAGAGGAGAUUCAUUUACCUGGCAGGUAACCUUGGAAGGACGAGCUGGUGCACUCUGUGCUAUCAAGAGCUUUGUUUCCCACUGUGGUGAUCUCCUAACUGAGGAAGUAAUUCAGCGUCUUCUUCCACCACUUCCUUGUGCUGUGGAUUUGCUGACUCAGCUUACUUCAAUACUAAAAACAUAUGGAAGUCCUUUGAAAACACCAUCAGUAGUUUAUAGACAAAGGCUUUAUGAACUAUUGAUUUUAUUACCUCCUGAAACGUAUGAAGGAAACCUCUGUGCUGUACUCAAAGAGCUGGCUGCUGAUUUGACUGCCCCUGAUAUCCAAGUGGCAGCAUCCACAUUUUUACUUCCACCCCUCUGUCAUCAGGAUGAUCUCUUGAUAUUUAGUCCUUUGCUACAAGAGACUGACCAUAGAUUUAUUGAAGAACAGCUUCUGCUUGGUAAUGGUGUUGCUUGUGGAAGUCUCGAGUAUGACCCUUAUUCUAUAUAUGAGAAAGAUGUAGAGGGAGAUUCGGUGCCUAAGCCCCUACCUCCAACACUGUCAGUUAUUAGCUCUGCAGUCAAGCUCUUUGGGGUUAUCUGUGCUCAUGUGGGAGAAGCUCAAAGGCUUCUUAUAUUGGAACAACUUUUGGACAGUAUAAAGCACACAAAAGGAGCUCGUCAGCAAGUAGUUCAGUUACAUGUUAUUUCUUCAUUUUCAAGUUUUUUGAAGUACGUGGCUGGAUCCAAGAGAAGUUUAUGUCCAGAAAAAAUUAGAAGACCUGCCCUAACAUUAGUGAUGGGAGCCCUAGAAAGUCCCAACCCCCUAUUGAGAUGUGCUGCUGCAGAGGCAUGGGCCAGAUUAGCCCAAGUGAUGGAUGGUGGAGCUUUUACUGCCGGAUUAGCUCAAGUUAGCUUUGACAAAUUGAAGUCAGCAAGGGAUGUGGUUACCAGAACAGGACACUCGUUGGCUUUGGGAUCCCUAUAUAGGUAUAUAGGAGGAAUAAGUUCUUCUCAACACUUGGAUUCUUGUGUUGGAAUCCUUUAUACGUUGUCUCAGGACAGCACUUCUCCUGAUAUGCAGACCUGGGCACUACAUUCUCUAUCACUGAUAAUUGAUUCUGCUGGCCCACUCUAUUAUGUGCAUGUGGAACCUACCCUUUCUCUUAUCAUAAUGUUGUUGUUAAAUGUGCCUCCUACUCAUGCUGAAGUUCACCAAAGUCUUGGUCGCUGUUUGAAUGCCCUUAUUACCACAUUGGGUCCAGAGCUACAAGGCAACAGUACUUCAGUUUCUACCCUAAGGACUUCUUGCCUCUUGGGUUGUGCAGUGAUGCAGGAUAACCCAGACUGCCUUGUUCAAACUCAAGCCAUUUCUUGCCUUCAGCAGCUUCAUAUGUUUGCUCCACGACAUGUCAACUUGUCUAGCCUGGUCAGCUGCCUUUGUGUGAAUCUCUGUAGUCCCUACUUGUUACUGAGAAGAGCAGUACUGGCUUGUUUACGUCAGCUUGUACAGAGAGAAGCAGCUGAAGUUUCAGAACAUGCCAUUUUGCUUGCCAAAGAUAACAGAGAGGGUUUGACUCCAGAUGCUAACAUGAGAGAAGUGGGCCUUGAAGGGGCAUUAUUGACCUUACUAGACAAAGAAACAGAUCAGAAAUUAUGCCGUGAUAUCAAAGAGACUUUAAAUCAUAUGCUAACAUCUAUGGCAGUGGGAAAACUUUCCUUUUGGUUAAAGCUUUGUAAAGAUGUACUGGCUGCAUCAGCUGAUUUUACAGCUAUAACUUAUGUGGAUACAAUGCAAGAAGAGGAAGGAGAUAAAGGGGAUGAUGCUUCAGUUCUGACCACCAGGAAUGAUGAAAAAUUUCAUCCUUUUACCAAUCCGCGAUGGGCUACUAGAGUCUUUGCUGCUGAAUGUGUCUGUAGGAUAAUUAACCAGUGUGAGAACGCAGACAGUGCACAUUUUGACAUUGCUUUAGCACAAGAAAAGAAAAAAAGGGAUUCGAGAAAUGACUUUUUGGUGCUUCAUCUUGCUGACUUAAUUCGCAUGGCUUUUAUGGCUGCCACAGAUCACAGUGAUCAGCUCCGUCUUUCUGGCCUUGAAACACUGUUGGUUGUUAUUCGGCGAUUUGCAACUAUUCCAGAACCCGAGUUUCCAGGUCAUGUGAUUCUGGAACAGUAUCAAGCCAAUGUAGGAGCAGCACUUAGACCAGCCUUCACUUCAGAGACACCACCUGAUGUCACUGCCAAAGCAUGUCAAGUUUGCAGUGCCUGGAUAGCAAGUGGAGUUGUAAGUGACCUUAAUGAUCUUCGAAGAGUUCAUCAAUUGCUUGUUUCAUCAUUGACAAAAAUACAGGCUGGAAAAGAAGCUCUAAGUCAUUUAUAUAAUGAAAGUGCUUCUACCAUGGAGAUCUUAGCUGUGCUAAAAGCCUGGGCAGAGGUCUACAUAAUUGCCGUAGAAAGACAAAAAAAAUACAAACAGCCUUUGAAGACUGCCACUUGUUCAGAGGAGAGUGGCAGAAAUGGGUCAUUUUCGUCAGAUGGACUGCUUGACUUAGUCCACACAGAUCUUGGCACACUAAGUAGACUCUGGCUUGCUGCACUUCAGGAUUUUGCUCUCUUAACUUUGCCUUCAGAAUUUGCCUCCCAACUUCCUGUUGAAGGUGGUGCUUUCUACACAGCAGAGACUGGUGAAAAUGCAAAAUUGCAUUAUUACAACUCCUGGGCACUUAUUCUCCAUGCUACGGCAUUGUGGCUUACAAGUACAGGCUUUGUUGUUGCUGACCCAGAUGAAGGUGCAUCUAAUCUUUCAAGGCCUGUUACACCAACUUCCAUGUGUCAAGGUUCAUCAUCUGGAGCUACAGUAAAGUCCCCUGAGGAUGUCUACACUGAUAGAUUCCAUCUUAUUUUAGGAAUCAGUGUGGAAUUUCUAUGCUCUUUGCGCUCAGAUGCAACCAUGGAAAGCAUUACUGCGUGUUUACAUGCAUUACAGGCCCUUCUAGAUGUUCCCUGGCCCAGAUCUAAAAUCGGCAGUGAUCAGGACUUGGGUAUCGAGUUGUUGAAUGUUCUGCAUCGAGUAAUUUUGACCAGAGAAUCACCUUCCAUUCAGUUAGCUUCGCUUGAAGUGGUAAGGCAGAUUAUAUGUGCAGCUCAGGAACACGUGAAGGAGAAAAGAAGAAGUGCAGAAGUUGAUGAUGGGGCUGCUGAAAAGGAAACCCUGCCAGAGUUUGGAGAGGGAAAGGACACAGGAGGACUUGUGCCUGGGAAGUCUUUGGUCUUUGCAACACUGGAAUUGUGUGUAUGCAUUCUAGUUAGACAGCUCCCAGAACUAAAUCCUAAACUGACAGGUAGCUCAGGAGUAAAAGCUACAAAGCCACAGAUGCUAUCAGAAGAUGGAAGUAGAUUGGUUUCAGCUGCAUUGGUUAUUCUCUCUGAACUUCCUUCAGUGUGCUCUCCUGAAGGAAGCAUCUCAAUUCUUCCUACUAUACUGUAUCUCACAAUUGGGGUCCUCAGAGAAACUGCUGUGAAGUUACCUGGGGGCCAGUUGUCUUCAACGGUUGCAGCUUCCCUACAGGCUCUGAAAGGAAUAUUAUCUUCUCCCAUGGCCCGAGCAGAAAAGAGCCAUACUGCUUGGACUGACCUUCUCCGUAGUGCUCUAACAACAAUUCUUGACUGCUGGGAUCCAGUAGAUGGAACACAUCAAGAACUUGAUGAAGUCAGUCUACUUACUGCUGUGACAAUAUUUAUUUUGUCUACCAGUCCAGAAGUAACUACUAUCCCAUGCCUUCAGAAACGCUGUAUUGAGAAAUUUAAGGCUACUCUUGAGAUGAAAGAUCCUGUGGUACAAAUCAAGACCUAUCAGCUCCUACUUUCCAUUUUUCAGUAUCCGAACCCAGCUAUUUCCUACCCAUACAUUUACUCCUUAGCAUCAUCUAUCCUGGAAAAACUGCAGGAAAUAGAUGAGAGAAGACCUGAAGACACUACUGAACUUCAGAUCUUUCAAGAAGGAAUAAAGGUCUUGGAAGCACUGGUGGCCGUAGCGGAAGAAAAGCAUCGCUCUCAGCUGGUGGCUUGUCUUCUGCCCAUCCUCAUUUCCUUUCUUUUGGAUGAGAAUACCCUGGGGUCAGCAACUCCCAUCAUGAGAAAUUUACAUGACUUUGCUUUGCAAAAUCUCAUGCAGAUUGGGCCUCGGUAUUCCUCAGUUUUUAAAAGUUUAAUGGCUUCUUCUCCAGCCUUGAAAGCCCGCCUGGAGGCUGCUAUAAAGGGCAAUCAGGAAAGUGUCAAAGUCAAGAUACCUACACCUGAGCAUACCAAGAACCCUGGAAACAAUUCAAGCAUCCAAUUAAAGACCAAUUUCCUCUGAUGUUUCUUGUUUUUUUUUUUUCCCCCCUUUUUUAAUAGUAAGCACCUUAAUAUAAUACUUGAUCAUUUCCUUCUCUUUGGGGACAAAAGUGAUAUUUUAGACACAAGUACAUUUGGAUUCCUGGUUGAUUGUUAAGUAGCUGUGACUUUUCAAAGUGACAGUAAACUAACUUUUUUUGUGGGCCCCCUUCCUGCCGUUUUAAUAAAACCACAGAAUUCUUGCCAGGAAUUUCAAGAAAGUGCUAAAGGACUCAACUUACUAAAUCCACUGCUUUAAAAAUGCAUGGAUUUCUUCUGAGAGUUCAUAUAUACAUGAUAUACUUAAUACUGUGACAGAUACAGGUUUGACUCUAGUAUAAAUUAUCUGAGUUUAUGUUCUAUCCCAACUACUAAUUUAAAAUUCUGCCUUUUUAAGUAAAUUAUGUUACACUUUCUUGGAUUUCUCAAACAAGAUAAAUGAUUUGAAAGCUGCUUUGGAAACUUGGUCUAGAAUUAUCCAGUAUAUGUUGUUGUUGUUAGGUGCCAUCGAGUCAGUUCCUACUCAUGGCAACCUUAAGUACUACAGAAGGAAACA
This is a messenger RNA of Trichechus manatus latirostris (Florida manatee), 10582 nucleotides long. RefSeq names its product HEAT repeat containing 5A (gene HEATR5A). Lineage: Eukaryota; Metazoa; Chordata; Mammalia; Sirenia; Trichechidae. Gene Ontology annotation, cellular component: membrane; endocytic vesicle; Golgi apparatus. Bases 3860 to 10009 code for a protein of 2049 amino acids. Gene Ontology annotation, biological process: intracellular protein localization; endocytosis; retrograde transport, endosome to Golgi. The record is from RefSeq and is a predicted model, not a curated record. The transcript has 35 exons.